Molecule: messenger RNA, 1463 nt
Organism: Periophthalmus magnuspinnatus
Lineage: Eukaryota; Metazoa; Chordata; Actinopteri; Gobiiformes; Gobiidae
Exons: 7
Coding region: 13-1320 (435 amino acids)
Biological process (GO): cell surface receptor signaling pathway
Molecular function (GO): transmembrane signaling receptor activity
Source: RefSeq, a predicted model, not a curated record
UCUCUUGUGAACAUGGGGCGGACUUUAAUUAGUGUGUUCAUUUUGACUUAUUUGCACUUAACUGUGAUGACCACGUUGUGUGUCUCGGUGCAGGCAGAAGAUGCUGAGCUGUUGAUUUACCCCAACCGAUCUCAUUUUUACUCUGGAGAGACGAUUGAAUUUCGCUGUGAUGUAGAUGGUCAGCACUGGAACACCACUCUAAAGAGGAAUGGUCACUUUGUACAGUGGGGCUAUUUUACCCCUUUGAUCCUGUCGGACCUGACCGUGGACAUGAGUGGGGAUUACCAGUGCACUGCUCAGUCACUUGACUUCACACAUGAGACCAAAGACAGUAAUGUGAUCUCUAUUUCUGUGUCUGCGGACAGACCACGGGCCGAGCUGACCGCUGAUGGACACACUGUGCUGCGAGGGACGCGUACAUUUCCUAGUCUGACCUGCUCUGUCAGUGACUCUGAUAAUGACUGGAAUUAUGAAUGGGAAAUACAUGGAUCAGAUUAUUUGCACGUGUACACAGGUGCUCAAACCAUCACUCCACCUGAGGCUGCAAAAUACAUGUGCAGAGGCUUUAUCUUUGGUUACACAGCAGAUGAUAAAAUCUAUACUGAAGACAGUAAUGCAGUCUACAUAAAGUAUAUACUGCCAGAGAAGGCCACAAUAAAAGUCAAAAACCCAGAGUUUUGUCCUGGAGAGACCAUCAGAAUGUCAUGUGAAAUGACGUCAGAUGAGUAUAGGUAUACUCUCACCUGGUUUGAAUGGAAAACCACCAGUCAGAUCCAUUUAACAGGAAAGAACAAGUUUGUAAUCAGUAACGCUUCAGAGGCUCAUUCUGGAGAAUACCGGUGCAGAUGGACACUGAGCCCAUACACGUUUACAGAGUGGAGUCCACCGGUCACAUUUACAGCAAUCAACCCCAAGGCCAGGGUGAAAGCAAGUACCAGCUUUUUACCAGCAGGGGGCAUAGUGACACUGAGGUGCUCCGUCACCCCCUGUUCAUCUGGAUGGAAGUAUUACUGGUACAAGGACACACAGGAUACUCUGCUGCAGACCACAGAGGAGGCAGUGCUGAACAUCACUGAGAGAGGGCGCUAUUGGUGCAGAGGAGGGAGAGACAGCCCAGUCCACCACACAGACUUCAGUGAGCCAAUCAGCAUCAGAGAAUCCAGGAAACCGCCCCCGGUCAAAAACACCCCGGUCAAAGGUACCCCGGUAAAAGGUACCCUGGCCAAAGGUACCCUGGUCAAAAACAGCCCGGUCAAAGGUACCCCGGUCAAAGGUACCCCGGUCAAAGGUACCCAGGCCAAACAGCCCUCCGCCAAAUAGCCCCCCGAACCAAAAGCCCCCCGGCCAAACAUACCCUGGCAUAUCUUAACAUGUAUUGUAUCACUUAAUCUCAUUUCCUUAUUCAUACAUUUUAUACCUGAAUUGUGUGUUCUUUAAUCAAGAAUUUGAUUUUUUCUGAAUAA